This is a messenger RNA of Oldenlandia corymbosa var. corymbosa, 156 nucleotides long. The record is from the annotation of a GenBank genome assembly. NCBI's taxonomy places the organism in Eukaryota, Viridiplantae, Streptophyta, Magnoliopsida, Gentianales, Rubiaceae.
AUGGGAGGAGACAAUGUGAGAAUGGCGGACGAUGUUUGUUCUUCGAGAAGAUCUUUCACCUCACGUGAAAAAGAGGUACCUCUCACCCUUACUGUCAGAGAAGAAUCACAAGUGAUAGAUGUGGAGCCAAUUGUUUCAAUCCUUCCAAACCCGUAG